This is a messenger RNA of Lacerta agilis (Sand lizard), 628 nucleotides long. RefSeq names its product cystatin-F-like. Gene Ontology annotation, molecular function: cysteine-type endopeptidase inhibitor activity. Gene Ontology annotation, biological process: immune response; positive regulation of myelination; negative regulation of microglial cell activation. Lineage: Eukaryota; Metazoa; Chordata; Lepidosauria; Squamata; Lacertidae. The record is from RefSeq and is a predicted model, not a curated record. Gene Ontology annotation, cellular component: endoplasmic reticulum; lysosome; Golgi apparatus.
CUACUCAGGAGUAAACCCACCUGGGUUCGAAGGGACUUAUUCUCAGCUAAGUGUGUGUAGGAUUGUAGCCUUUAUGAUGCAUCAGACUUGGUCUACAUCUGCUUUUAAGGGGACUUAAAAAUACUUGAGUAAAAAUAUAGGAUGCAAAGAUUUUUAAUAAACUUGAGGCAUGAGCCGUCCAAAGGUAGCAAGAGGCAUUUGCCUAAAUCAGCCAUAAAACCUGGAUCUCCUAUCACUGUGAAGACCAACGAUCCAGGAGUUCAGAGAGCUGCUAGGCUUGGUGUUUACAGAUACAACAACAUUUCAAAUGACAUCUUUCUAUUUAAAGAAUUUCACAUAAACAAAGCCAUGCGGCAGGUUGUGAGAGGGGUGAAAUAAAUUGAUGUUGAUAUCUGCCGGACAGUAUGCAGCAAAAGGAUACAUCCAGAGCCCGACUUGGACAGAUGUAAUUUCCAGACGAAAAAGACACUGAGACAAACAUUCAGAUGCUAUUUUGAAGUUUGGAUCACCCCCUGGCUGCAUCAAGUUGAAGUCCCAGUCUCCCUCUGUCAAUAACUUCCCCCUAAUACAGGCAAUGGACUCUGUUUUUUGUAUAUGUUGUUCUGUGACAAAAUCGUCAGUAAAGAUG